CAUUUUCACUAUAACCGUUUAAAAACUCAAGAAGUACUGGAUGUGCAAUGCGAAUCCGAACUGUUGAAAACGUUCACGAAGAGAGACUUAAACGUUUUAGCUCUCUGGGCCACAAACGAUGCUUCACUUCUGAAUACGUGAAAAUUGUGUGUAGACCUGAAUUGAUGGAUUCAGCAUUUUGCCAGCAGUUCCUGGGGUAAGUUACAUCAAGGCUAUACAUCACACUGUUAUUUUCAUCUGAAAAUACACAACAAAUGCUGCUGUGAGGGACGAGGCUCACCCUGAAGAACCCGGAGAACCACAUAUGACUCUGACAGCUUGAACAAAGUUACGAGGAUGGGUGCCGCCUUCAAGAAGUUCUGUAUUCGAUUCUGCUGUUGCUGCUGCUGCGUGGAAGACGAUGAGGAAGAAAAGAGACCUUUGCUUAGUCACGACACGUUGGAAUAUUUUGACCGCGAAGCGAAAAGAAGGCGGGACCAAGAGACCAACCUGUGGAGUGAACCUGGAGACCCCUCCCACUCUGAGAGAGACGACGACCGCACGCUAUACAACCUGCUGCAGACCAGAGCCAAAACCCAGCGAGGAUCUCACGGCUACCGGCGUUUGAGCAUCGACAUUGAGGCCAUGAGAGACAUGAGGAGAGAGGUGCGAGAUAAAUGGAAGAUGAUCUUAGAGAAUCUGGGGUUCAUGGCUGAAGCCGAGUCUCUGCUGACUGUGUCUGCUAGCGCAUCAUAUGACCGCAUGAGAAAUGCAGCGGUCGCCCGCAGCCUUCUACAGACCCUCCACACCGAGACGUCCAUAUUCAACAGCAAAGAGCCUCCACCCGAGAGAUACCUCUUCAUCCUGGACCGGCUGAUUUAUCUGGACGCUGCUGAGGAUUUUGUGGCCAAGGCUCGUCGCUUCUACCCUCCUAAAGAUGACGAUGAUGACGAAGAGGAAAACCCCAGUCUAAUAAAUCUUCCUCUGCUGCUGUCCCGCAUAAAUCAGAACAUCUCUGGAGGAGAGGACGACGAUGAGGGCGAGACCACCGGUCCGGAGGACUGACACUGAGAUUGGAUUGUGUUGAUGUUUUCAGAAUCGAGUUGGAGGGCUUUUGGAGGUAAACGGAUUUAGACUGAAGUCGGCUCGGGUCAAGGUGGAUGGGAAUGCUUAAGAUUAAAUAGCACAGGUUGACAGGAUUAAUUAGGCAAAUGCUUUUGUGAGAAACAAGGAAUCAUCAAAAUAGCUGCAGAUCUCACUUUUUAUGUAAUUAUGAAAUAUAAGAUCAGGAUUACUAAGGCAUGUUGGUAUUGUAAGUGUAAGAUGGAGAAGUGAAUUUGAAUAAAUAGAA
Labeo rohita (rohu) is the source of this 1330-nucleotide messenger RNA. It is a transcript of the gene mreg, whose product is annotated as melanoregulin. Lineage: Eukaryota; Metazoa; Chordata; Actinopteri; Cypriniformes; Cyprinidae. The record is from RefSeq and is a predicted model, not a curated record. The transcript is spliced from 7 exons. Gene Ontology annotation, cellular component: melanosome. Gene Ontology annotation, biological process: melanosome transport. Bases 337 to 1044 code for a protein of 235 amino acids.